This is a messenger RNA of Tribolium castaneum (red flour beetle), 1347 nucleotides long. It is a transcript of the gene Hakai, whose product is annotated as hakai. The record is from RefSeq and is a predicted model, not a curated record. Gene Ontology annotation, biological process: protein ubiquitination; regulation of cell adhesion. The transcript has 4 exons. The coding region runs from base 153 to 1232 and encodes 359 amino acids. Lineage: Eukaryota; Metazoa; Arthropoda; Insecta; Coleoptera; Tenebrionidae. Gene Ontology annotation, molecular function: ubiquitin protein ligase activity.
UAGGGAUUGAUAAUUUUAUUGAUUAAGUUAAUUUAUUGCGGUUUGUAUUCAAUUUUGAAUGAUGUACCAAGUGGAUUGGUAUCCCUUCAUUUGACAAAGUCUUAACCUCAAAAUUAUGGACGCUCUUACGUCAACGAUCAAGUAAAUAAAAGAUGGACGAUGGUACCCCCAAGAGGGGCCGCGGCCGGGGUCGCGGUGGUCGAGGCAGAGGUCGGGGAAGAGGCCGAGGUCGCGGACGUGGUAAAAAGGCCAUAAAAGUGAUAGAAAGCGAUGAAGAACUGGAUAAUUCCCAACUGCAAGAAUCGUCCGAAGAGGCACAACAAACUGAAAGUGAAUCUAACGAAAAUGUGGCACCUAAAAUUGAUUUGGAAGCUGACAUCUCCCAACUGGAAGCACCGACUUUUACAACAAUUAACAGAGGGCCACCAGAACCAAUGUUGCGGCUAGAUUGGUCACAUAAAGUGAAUUUGAUUGGCGAAAAAGUGCUCAAUCCCAUGAUUCAUUGCUGUGAUAAGUGUUUGAAGCCGAUUUUAAUCUAUGGACGAAUGAUUCCGUGCAAGCACGUCUUCUGUCUGUCAUGUGGCAAACAAGAGCAGAAGCAAUGCCCGCGCUGUUUGGAGAAAGUAUCCCGAGUGGAGCAAACAGGUUUAGGGACAGUUUUCAUGUGUACUCACGGAGGGACUCGUUACGGUUCCUCUGGCUGCCGCCGUACUUACUUAUCACACCGUGAUCUCCAAGCCCACAUCAACCACCGCCACGUGUCCAACACCAUCCAGCCGAUGGAAGUUGUUCCCGUCGAACCAGAACGAGUGUCAGUCCGCGCUAAAACGAACGAUCCCAGAUCGAACAUUUCAAUAUCAUCAAAUGUGAGACAGCGCCCAACUCCGAUACAAAGUUCCGGAGUUCGGACUAAUUUGAUCACGGUGCCAAUUCAGGAUUCGGCACCGACAGUGCACGAGACUAGCGCUACGCAACAUAGUUAUUACAAUUAUCAACAGACUGCGACGUAUAAUCAGGGCUUGCCUCCAAUGCAUAUUCCGCCACCUCAGCAGCCACAGUAUUAUGCUGCGCCUCCGGCUUAUAGUCCGGCUCAGAGUUAUAGUUAUAGUGGCGGAGCGCCGGCUGCGGGACAGUAUGGGGGCCAGGGGGCGCAAGGGAGGGCCGCGCAGUAUGACUACAGCACGGCGCCUCCGCCACAAUGGACCACCGGUAGCCAGCAAUACUACAGAUGAAUAUUUUAAGUAGAAUCUAUUUAUGUCUAAGACUAAUUUUCUAGAUUUAUCUAUGUCUACAUUUAAGUUUUGUAAGCUAGUGACUAUCGGUUUAAUAAAUGUUUUCAAUACUGAA